CACCGCUCUGGUGUGUCGUAGUAGUGGAAGUCUCAUGUACAUCCACUGUAUCAGGUCAUGGCGAUUGCUCGGUCACAGCAGGCGCUCUCCAUGUCCUUUAUCCUCAUUGAAUGGAUUUACUCUUGAGCUCCUGAAAGUGUCGUAUGUUGGCACGCGCACUGCAGCGGUCAGUUCUGCCUGGGCUGCUGUUGCAGGAAGAAGUUCGACCGCUGGCAUUGGAAGCUCCAACACACUGGGGUUGUUGCAGAGGUUAUUAGUAGUAACGUGCUUGUUUGUCCCCAGAAGAAACAGGAAGAUCUACUGGGGGACUUCUACAGUUGUACCAUCGAACACCAUGCCUCAUCCAAAGUCUGUAGACAUGGGCUCUGCCUUCAUCCAGACACAGCAGCUCAACGCUGCCAUGGCUGACACCUUCCUGGAACACAUGUGCCUGUUGGACAUUGACUCUGAGCCCACCACCGCACGCAACACUGGCAUCAUCUGCACUAUUGGACCAGCCUCCCGUUCUGUGGACAUGCUGAAGGAGAUGAUCAAGUCUGGAAUGAACAUUGCUCGCUUGAACUUCUCCCAUGGCACACAUGAGUACCAUUCAGAGACCAUCAAGAACAUCCGUGAGGCAUGUGAGAGCUUCGAGCCUGGUAGUAUCCAAUACAGGCCUAUCGGCAUUGCCCUGGACACCAAGGGCCCAGAGAUCAGGACUGGUCUCAUCCAGGGAAGUGGCACAGCUGAGGUGGAGCUGAAGAAGGGCAACAUGAUCAAGAUUACCUUGGACGAUGCUCAGCAGGACAACUGCAGUGAGGAGCUCCUCUGGCUCGACUACAAGAACAUUACCAAAGUGGUUGAAAUUGGCAGCAAGAUCUACAUUGAUGAUGGACUCAUAUCCCUGCAGGUCAAGGAGAUUGGUUCUGAUUUCCUCAUGUGCGAGAUUGAGAACGGUGGCACCCUGGGCAGCAAGAAGGGAGUGAACCUCCCCGGUGCUGCUGUUGAUCUGCCAGCUGUCUCAGACAAGGACAUCAAGGACCUGCAGUUUGGUUUGGAGCACGGAGUCGACAUGGUCUUUGCCUCCUUCAUCCGCAAAGCAGCCGAUGUACACGCUGUCAGAGCAGUGCUGGGAGAAAAAGGCAAAGACAUUAAGAUCAUCAGCAAGCUGGAGAACCACGAGGGUGUACGCAGAUUUGAUGAGAUCAUGGAUGCCAGUGAUGGCAUCAUGGUUGCCCGUGGUGACCUGGGAAUUGAGAUCCCCACAGAAAAGGUCUUCCUAGCCCAGAAGAUGAUGAUCGGUCGCUGCAACAAAGCUGGCAAGCCGAUCACAUGUGCCACUCAGAUGUUGGAGAGCAUGAUCAAGAAGCCCAGGCCCACCCGUGCUGAGGGCAGUGACGUGGCCAACGCCGUGUUGGAUGGAGCCGACUGCAUCAUGCUGAGCGGAGAGACUGCUAAGGGAGAUUACCCUCUGGAGGCAGUACGCACACAGCACAUGAUAGCACGAGAGGCCGAGGCGGCCACCUUCCACAGGCAGCUGUUUGAGGAGCUGAGAAGACACUCCCAGCUGACCAGAGACCCUUCAGAGGCUGUAGCUGUCGGUGCUGUCGAGUCUUCCUUUAAAUGCUGCGCUAGUGCCUUCAUUGUUCUCACCAAGACUGGCAGAUCCGCCCACCUGAUCUCCAGGUACAGGCCCCGUGCCCCCAUCCUUGCUGUGACCCGUAACGCCCAGACAGCUCGCCAAGCCCACCUGUACCGUGGCAUUUUCCCAGUCCUCUACACCAAGCCCGCCAACGAUGUGUGGGCAGAGGACGUCGACAUGCGCGUCAACUUUGCCAUGGAUAUGGGCAAGGCCAGAGGCUUCUUCAAAGAGGGAGACGUUGUUAUCGUCUUGACCGGCUGGCGUCCAGGCUCUGGUUACACCAACACCAUGCGUGUGGUUCUGGUAGCUUGAACAGCCAACAGGGCUGCUCUGCUUUCUCCUUCCACCUUCAUCUAUCUUUCAUAGCUCUUCAACUCACAAUCCACUCCAGCUCACAGCCUUUCUCAUCCAACAACCGGGCUGACAAAAGUCAUCCCCUGAACAAUUUAGGCAAUAAUGCAAAGAAAUUAAAAAUAUAGAGUAUAGCCUUCAUGGCCACAGAGCUGUUUUGGGUGGGAGUGAAGGCUUGAUCCCUACAAUUCCACUUUACGUCUCCAUUCCUUUCACGUCGAUUCUCUCAAUCAAACCAGUCUGCAGGGCCUCAGAUUAAUACACCCUGACCAGAAACUGCUGUAUUUAUUCACUCAAAAACUUGUAUUAUUAAAAGUGAACCAGUCUGAGAGUGAAUGCAUCCUGGUCUGUGUGCAUGCGCAUACUGGCUCUUGUUUAGGCGCGAUUGGUGGUGGGGCAGGCUGAUCUUAACAGAGCACCUUUUGAGUUCUGGAACAGUUACUAAUCGCACUCCUCUGCAGAUAUAACGAACAAACUUGUGGCAUCCUAAAUCAAAGGGCUUGCAGUGCAGCCUUGGCUCCACCACUCCACCCAAACAGGUCCUUGUAGUGCUGUCUGUAUGAAGUGUCCUCCCCUAAUGCCAGCUGUAUUUAAGUGUAUCUUUAAGUGUUGCACUCCUAAUCUAUUCGACACAAUGUUAGAUUCAAUAUUAUACUUGACUUUUGUGAAUGGUAAAGUUUUGUUUUGGGACGUCCAAUACUACUUAUAUUUUGUCUGACUAUAGAGAAAUGUUAGUUUUGGAUGUCCACUUUGGAGGUGUUUGAGCUAGUUACUGUAUUUGUGUUAUUAGAUGUGUCUUAAAGCCUUUUAUUUGCAUUUGGAUCAUAUCUGAGUUGGCCCUUAUGAAUCGUGUGGUUCACUAAAGUUGACUGAUAUGAAAGAGCACUUUUAGGGGGGUUUCCACAGGGACCCUCCUGAGAAGAUGAAGCCCUGUCCCUCUCAACCCCAGUGGGUGAUGGGUAGAACCCCUUCUGCUUCUCCUUUUAUGUUAGUGAACCACUGUAGCUGUCUUCAUGUCUAACAUGCUUUGGAUUGUAACGCUUGAGUGUAAGAACUAACUAAAUGUAAAGGGGUAUUCUAAUGUUUAGUGGGUGUACUGAGCUGUCCUAAAAGGCUGGAUUUCCAUCAAUAAAAGAGAUGAGCACUUAUCUUAA
Morone saxatilis (striped sea-bass) is the source of this 3126-nucleotide messenger RNA. It is a transcript of the gene pkma, whose product is annotated as pyruvate kinase M1/2a. Bases 35 to 1933 code for a protein of 632 amino acids. Gene Ontology annotation, molecular function: magnesium ion binding; pyruvate kinase activity; potassium ion binding. Gene Ontology annotation, biological process: glycolytic process. The record is from RefSeq and is a predicted model, not a curated record. Gene Ontology annotation, cellular component: cytoplasm. Lineage: Eukaryota; Metazoa; Chordata; Actinopteri; Moronidae. The transcript is spliced from 11 exons.